Schizophyllum commune H4-8 is the source of this 597-nucleotide messenger RNA. RefSeq lists its product as uncharacterized. The record is from RefSeq and is a predicted model, not a curated record. Bases 1 to 597 code for a protein of 198 amino acids. The transcript has 2 exons. Lineage: Eukaryota; Fungi; Basidiomycota; Agaricomycetes; Agaricales; Schizophyllaceae.
AUGAGCGAGCGGGAUCUGCGCGCGCUGGACAUGCGGCACACACUACCCAAUCUGAAGAACCUGUUGCUCACGCUCACCAGCGGCGAGGCUGCUAUGCCACCUCGGCCGCUAGCAUCCCACCGCUCGUCCCUCUCGGGCUUAGAAUCGCCACGACCCAAGUCCCCUGAGCCAAUACACGCUGGUGGAGACUCUACCCCCACGGACGAUGCGUCGAAGACACCUACCGCCACGCCGUCGACGCCCGUACUCGAAUCUGCACCGUUGGCGUCGAUCGCGACACUCCCCAAGCCGUCCAUGUUCAGUGGCUUCGGCCUCAGCUUCUUUCGCGCGGCGACGCAGCCGAAGAAGGCGGAGGGCGGGGACGCAUCGAAGGACAGCGGCAGCGGGGAGGCGUCGAAGGGCAGCGGAGAGUCGGCCUCCGCUUCCGCCAAGAAGGAGGGAGAUUCUAGUACCGCCGAUGCCGCGGAGGAUGCUGAGGAAGGCGAGGAAGGGGAGGUGGAGGAUGACAGGCGAACGCUGCGAGGGAAUGAGAAGGGGGCGGAGGGUACGAUACAGCAGAAUGGGGAUGGGCAUGUUGUGGAUGUAUCUUCGAGUUGA